Messenger RNA from Candidula unifasciata, 429 nucleotides. The record is from the annotation of a GenBank genome assembly. NCBI's taxonomy places the organism in Eukaryota, Metazoa, Mollusca, Gastropoda, Stylommatophora, Geomitridae.
AUGAACUCCACUACAACAUCCCAGCUAAAACUUCUGACUGCUUUAUAUCCAACAUGUGUCCGCGAAGCGACGGCUGUCCAAAAUGUGGUGCCAUCCAGGAAAGGACGCCAUGAUGUCUCUGAUGACCAGUCUGACUUUGGUGCCUUGGUGUACAUUGUGGUUGUGCUGGUGUUUUAUUCUGCAGGUGUCAUGGUCAUGAUCGUCCGCUACCUCAAGACUGAGAAGAAAGAACUGGAAGAAGAAGCAACCCUGGAGAACUUCUUCAAGUACAUGCCUGACAGGAGACGAGCACAAGAAGACAUCGUCAACCGGGUGGCCAUCCAUGCAUUUCAUACUCUAACCUCCAUCUCGUACGAGGAGGACGAAGCUGAUGAACUCGAGUUAAUUUCGGUAGCCUCUUCGCCUGAUCCCCUGCUUAUCACGGGAUGA